Molecule: messenger RNA, 6054 nt
Organism: Plectropomus leopardus (leopard coralgrouper)
Lineage: Eukaryota; Metazoa; Chordata; Actinopteri; Perciformes; Serranidae
Gene: pnpla6
Product: patatin-like phospholipase domain containing 6
Biological process (GO): phosphatidylcholine metabolic process
Cellular component (GO): endoplasmic reticulum
Molecular function (GO): phosphatidylcholine lysophospholipase A1 activity
Source: RefSeq, a predicted model, not a curated record
AGAUGAUUUCCGUUGUACAUUACUUGCAAGUCGGUGACGAUUGACGGGAGUCCAUCAGCUCAGUGGCCGUUGAUGGACCAUCCCUAUGAAGAAACAGGGUUACAAUGGGACAGAGUACCUCGGAACAAGAGGUCCAAGGAGGCAGCCCAGAGGUUACAGAGGACGGGUUUGAUAACAUCAAGAUAUUUGUGGAGGAGGAACUACAGACGAGCAUGAUGGUGGGGAUGGUGAUUGGUGCAGGCAUUGCCAUAGUCCUUAUCGCCAUCCUCAUCUUCUUCAUCUUGCGGAGGAUCCAGCUUCGAAACAUAGAAGCUCAGGAGGCCCCCAAAUACCGCUUUCGCAAGAGGGACAAAGUCAUGUUCUACGGACGAAAGAUCAUGCGUAAAGUCUCUCAGUCUACCUCUUCCUUGGUGGGUACAUCCUCUUCCUCUCGGCCACGCCUAAAGAAGAAACAGAAGAUGCUCAACAUUGCCAAAAAGAUCCUGCGCUUUAAAAAGGAGGUGCCCACCCUGCAGGCCAAGGAGCCCCCUCCCUCAGUGUUGGAGGCUGACCUCACUGAAUUUGACGUGGCCAAUUCACACCUCCCCUCUGAGGUGCUCUACAUGCUCAAAAAUGUCCGCGUGCUGGGUCACUUUGAGAAGCCCCUCUUCCUGGAGCUGUGUAAACACAUGGUGUUUGUGCAGUUCCAACAAGGGGAGUACGUCUUCAGACCGGGCCAGCCUGACAGCAGCAUCUACGUGGUUCAGGAUGGGAAACUAGAAUUGUGCCUUACUGGAACGGAUGGCAAAGAAAGUGUGGUGAAGGAGGUUUACCCAGGAGACAGUGUCCACAGCCUCCUCAGCAUCCUGGAUGUCAUCACAGGCCACCAGAAGCCUUACAGAACGGUGUCAGCACGGGCUGCAGAGGUUUCCACUGUUCUCCGUUUACCUGUUGAUGCCUUCCUCUCUAUAUUUGAGAAGUACCCUGAGAGCCUGGUGCGGGUAGUACAGAUUAUCAUGGUUCGUCUCCAAAGAGUAACAGUCCUAGCCCUGCACAACUAUCUGGGACUCACCAAUGAGCUCUUCAGUCAUGAAAUGCAGCCCUCGCGUCUGCCACCACCAUCUCCACACCCAACUCGCACCAGUCCCAUCCGGCAUGGUAAACGCUUUGGCAGCCUAACUGUGCCUGAGGAGCAUCGGGAAGCUGCCAUUAAGGGUGAAGCUUCAGGAGGGGAACAAGGGAAGGAUGGAGCAACAGUGCCAACUCUCAGCAGGACCAUCUCCAUGCCUGUGGACAUUGCUGGUAUGCAGAAAAGUCUGAGAUCGGACUUUGACAUGGCGUACGAAAGAGGACGGAUCUCUGUCUCUGCAGAGGAUGGAAACACUCCUCCUACAUUUACCCGGUCUGUAUCCCAGGACCAGCGGGAGCGGAGGGUGACAGUGGAUGAGGUUCCCUCAGGGAUCUAUCUGUACCCAGAGGAAGAGCCGGGAGUGGACAACAUCUUCACACCAGUGUCCAGUCGAUCCUGUGCUGCUCUGUUUGAGGAAGCUCAGAAAGAGAUCCUCAAACUCAUGAAGAUUGAGGAGCCAUCCUUGUUAAAUGGGAAAGUGACUCUGCAUCAUGCAAAAGCUGGAGCUGUCUUAGCCAGACAAGGAGACCAGGACGUGAGUCUGCACUUUGUCCUGUCUGGUUGUCUGCACGUCUACCAGCGGAUGAUUGACAAGCAGGAAGCUGUCUGCUUGUUUGUGACCCACCCGGGGGAGAUGGUAGGCCAGCUCGCCGUGCUCACCGGAGAGCCCCUCAUCUUCACCAUCAAGGCCGUCAGAGACUGUACUUACCUCAAGAUCUCAAAGUCGGAUUUCUACGAGAUCAUGAGGGAGCAGCCCAGUGUGGUGCUGAGUGCAGCUCACACGGUGGCCAUCCGCAUGUCCCCCUUUGUCAGGCAGAUGGACUUUGCUAUUGACUGGAUGGCUGUGGAGGCUGGCAGAGCCCUCUACAGACAGGACGACCAAUCAGACUGCACCUACAUAGUUCUGAAUGGACGUCUGCGUUCAGUCAUCCGCAAGGCAAAUGGCAAAAAAGAACUAGUUGGGGAAUACGGCAGAGGAGACCUCAUCGGAGUGGUGGAGGCAUUGACCAGGCAGCCAAGAGCCACCACAGUCCACGCUGUGAGAGACACAGAGCUGGUCAAACUUCCAGAGGGAACGCUCAACAACAUCAAAAGACGCUAUCCCCAGGUGGUGACAAGGCUGAUUCAUCUGUUAGGCCAGAAGAUUUUGGGGAACCUGCAGCAGGGCCGCGGGCCCUUCUCAGGCUCAACCCUGAGUCUGCCCAGUAUGACAGCCAGUGCUGAUGUCACCAACCCUGCCAGCAACCUCUCCACUGUGGCUGUCCUGCCUGUAUGCGAUGAGGUGCCGAUCAAUGCGUUCAACCUGGAGCUUAGCCAUGCCCUUAGUGCCAUUGGGCCCACUCUGCUAUUAACCAGUGAAAUCAUCAGAGAGCGACUGGGCGUCUCUGCUUUGGACAGUAUCCAUGAGUACCGUCUCUCCGGCUGGCUGGCCCAGCAGGAAGACAUCAAUCGGAUUGUCCUCUACCAGACUGACAACAGCAUGACCCCCUGGACUCAGCGCUGCAUCCGCCAAGCUGACUGCAUUCUCAUCGUUGGCCUGGGGGACCAAGAACCUGCCCUGGGAGAGCUGGAGCAGAUGCUGGAGAACACAGCAGUUCGUGCUCUGAAGCAGCUGGUUCUUCUGCACAGAGAGGAUGGGCCGGGCCCCUCCAGGACAGUCGAGUGGCUCAACAUGCGUAGCUGGUGCUCCGGACAUCUGCACCUCAAGUGUCCCCGCAGGGUCUUCUCCAGACGCAGCCCCAGCAAACUAAGGGAUGUAUAUGAGAAGGUGUUUGAGAAAACGGCAGACAGGCACAGUGACUUCUCUCGGCUGGCCCGAGUCCUGACUGGAAACAGCAUCGCCGUGGUGCUGGGAGGGGGAGGAGCCAGAGGCUGCUCUCAUGUGGGUGUGAUCAAAGCUAUGGAGGAAGCAGGGAUUCCUAUUGACAUAGUGGGUGGGACGUCAAUCGGCUCAUUCAUUGGCGCAUUGUAUGCUGAGGAGAGGAGUGCCGUCAGAACCAAACAGAGAGCCAGAGAGUGGUCCAAGGCAAUGAACUCAGUAUUCAAAACAGUGCUGGACCUGACUUAUCCCAUCACCUCCAUGUUCUCUGGUUCUGCCUUCAACACCAGCAUCUAUAAAGUGUUUCAGGACAAGCAAGCUGAGGACCUGUGGCUGCCGUACUUCAACGUCACCACUGAUAUCACGGCCUCAGCCAUGCGUGUUCACCAGGAUGGUUGCGUCUGGCGAUAUGUUAGAGCCAGCGCCUCCUACACCCCCUAUUUACCUCCCCUGUGCGACCCCAAGGAUGGCCACUUGCUUGUGGAUGGUUGCUAUGUUAACAAUGUCCCAGGAUCUCUGUGGCGCUAUGUGCGGGCGAGCAUGACCCUCUCGGGGUACCUGCCGCCUCUCUGCGACCCCAAAGAUGGCAACUUGCUAAUGGAUGGUGGCUACAUCAACAACCUGCCAGCGGACAUUGCGAGGAACAUGGGUGCCAGAACAGUCAUUGCCAUCGACGUGGGAAGCCAAGAUGAAACCGACCUCUGUAACUAUGGCGACUGCCUGUCUGGCUGGUGGUUGCUGUGGAAACGGAUCAAUCCCUGGGCAGAGAAAGUAAAGGUCCCUGACAUGGCAGAGAUCCAGUCUCGGUUGGCCUAUGUGUCCUGUGUGCGACAGUUAGAGGUGGUAAAGAAGAGUGCCUACUGCGAGUACAUCAGACCGCCCAUUGACCGUUUUAAGACCAUGGACUUCGGCAAGUUUGACGAGAUCUAUGAUGUUGGCUACCAGCACGGCAAGUUGCUAUUUACUGGCUGGGCCCGAGGUGACAUCAUCGAGAACAUGCUAAGGGACCACCGCUCAGCCGACUACAACGACAGCAAGAGAACUGACUCCUGCACGUGUACGGGAGCAGACUUUACUGACCUUGCAGAGAUUGUAUCCAGGAUAGAGCCAGUGCAAAGCUACGUAUCUGCAGAAGCGGAGGAGUCAGACUGUCUGACAGAAUACGAGGAAGAUGGGAUGGACACUGUGAGAGAGGAGGAGGGGGAGGAAGAGGAGGAAGAGGCAGAGGACCCUGAGGACCAGUCCCCCGGAGAGUGGGUCCAGAAUGGAGUCUUUCAGACUGAUGAGGAGAAAUCUGUGCGACAACGCAGGAAACUCACCAGUGACUCCAACACCUCCGAAGUCUCUGACUGCUGACAGAGGGCCACGGAGGAAUAGAGGGAGAGACGCGAGAACAAGGGCCAAAAUACGGGUCCAAAAACUGUCACAGCUAAAGACUUGGGACGAGGCCACACACAGCCCCUGCAACUUCUGAAACUCUUCUGGAAAACUGUUUUCCUGCAGGAAAUUGCUGUUCAUGCUCGAAACUGUCGAACCUUCUUUGCAUCAAGUGACUUCCUUCCUCACUCUCACGCUCUUCACGUUUGACACCACCAUCAAAAAUGAAUAUGUACGUUCUCGAAUAGGACCCAUUCCCACUCAGCAGAUUCUCUCAUCACUUUCACACCAAACUGAGCUAUUGCCAGAAUCCCUGCCUGCCAACUCCCAAACCUGCCAAAACAGGGACUCCCACAGUAACCAACACAACAAAAGAGGGACGCCUAAAACUUUCAAUUCACUCUCCUGUUCCUCAGUUUCAGAUAGCCAGAAGGACCCCCGUCUGUGUCUCUCAAUCUUUACGUAUGCCCGUACAUCUUCAUUGCACUCCAUUAGCGUAUUACAUGGUUCUUUAAUUUCAUGUGUGCGCUUGAUGGGAUGCGUGUGUAUAUGUUGACUGCUGUGAUUUGUUGAAAUAGUAGCAGGACACAGAAGGAGAGUGAGAAUUACACAUACUAGAGCUCUAGAUAGCAAGAGUUAUGUAAGUUUAGUGUUAGAUGUCAAGUAGAGAGUCAGCAAAGGGAAUCUGUAGAAGGAAUAGAUGUCAGUGUAGGCGCCAAAGUAGACUUUAUGUUGACUGAACAGAGUUGGACCAGUGUUAGAAAGCAGAACAAGGAUGAGUAAAACCAGGAGACAUUUAAAGAGAGUUGUGACAUUAAGUGUGUGGAUGCAAGAAAAAAAAAAAAGAUGGACCAGUGUGUAAAGUUUUAAUUUAAUUUAUUUACAAUUCACUCAGAGUAGAGUAGAGGAAGCUUGGUGCGCUGUAGGUGAACUGAACAGAUGAUGGUGCAAAAUAUGUCAUGAAAACCACGAAUGAAUGAAAUGAUUUCACUGAGUGGAUGACUUUGUGUUUGUGUGCUUGAGACUAGGUGUUUUGUUUGAACUGAUGCCAGAUAAAGACGUUGCCUUUUCAACCACUGUUGGAUCCACUCACAGUGACUGUAGAGAAGAGAGACACUACACAACAAACCAAUGUGUGCCCGCUUCUGCUUGAAAAAGGUCACACAUUCAGUACUCGAGGUUCCUGUGUAUAAUGGACAAUACGUUGUUGAUGUCUGAGACUGUACAGAAAUUUCAAAACCUUGCCAACAAAUUAUUGUCAAAUAAUGUACAGAAACCCUUAGUACUCCUUUACUUCAAAUAGGCAGAAUUCACCUCAUGUAACUAUUAACACGUAAUUACAUGGACCUCUUGUAGAUUGUAACAAGAUUCCAUUAUAAUAUACACAAUGUUGAUAUUCAUAUAUGUAUAUGAGGUGGAAAUUUGUAAGUUUAUGCUUUGCUGCAAAACAACGGAACCUACGCAUAAAAAAUAGUUUCUUCUUUUACAAUUAAUUUUGUUUUAUUUAUAUGUGUUAACUACUGGCUUUUUAAAAAAACUUUUUUUUUUUAAUUUAGGGUUGGGAGGGCGGUGUCUUAUUUUAAUUAACUUGGCUUUAGCUGUUUUGCACUGAAAUAUUUGAAGUAUUCCUUGCUCAGAAGAUGUUUGGUUUAAUAAUAGCCAACCUUGAGAUGCCAAGGGAAUCUGAAGAAUAAAAAACAGAGACGAUAAUUUAAUAUACAUACUGGGAAAAUAAAUAUAAUAUGCAGUA